Messenger RNA from Owenia fusiformis, 540 nucleotides. Lineage: Eukaryota; Metazoa; Annelida; Polychaeta; Sabellida; Oweniidae. The record is from the annotation of a GenBank genome assembly.
GGUACAGCAAUGUUUGCACCAUCCACAGCUCUUGAAGCAGUUACUGGUUUUCCUGUCUGGGCAUCCAUAUUGGUCACUGCAGGGGUCGGAACUAUCUACACAUCCAUAGGAGGAAUGAAGGCUGUUGUAUGGACAGAUGUGUUCCAAUCUGUAAUCAUGUUAGGUGGAGUAAUAGCAGUCAUUGUCAUGGGCCUUGUCAAAAUUGGAAGUGUCUCCAAGGUAUUUGAGAUUUGCCAGGAACACAAACGUCUCAACUUCUUUAACUUUAAUUUUGAUCCCACGAGAAUCAAUACAUUCUGGACUAUAGUGGUGUCAGAUACGAUACUCUGGUGGAAGGUAUAUGGAACCAGUCAAGCCAGUGUUCAAAGGUUUUGCUCACUGCCCACACUAAAGAAAGCAAAUGCGGCUGUUCUGCUCGCCAUACCGAUGCAAUUUCUGUUGAUAACAAUGGUUUCUUUCGCGGGACUUGUCAUAUUUGCAUACUACAUCCAUAUAGGCUGUGAUCCCCUUGAACAAGGAAUUAUUAAAUCAGGAAAUCAG